AUGGCCAGUGAUUUGCGAACUUUGUUGAAGCGUGAACGCUUGCUUCAGCAAAAGGUGUCUAUCGUGGAGAAGUUUGUGAUAGCAUUUGACAAGGAUCGUGACGAGUGUGAAGUAGAAGUGCGACUUAAUGGCCUAGAAGAAGUGUAUGUGGAGUUUUUCGUGCUACGUGAGAAGAUUGAGUUGCUGAUGGAGGAUGAAGAGGACGAUGGAGACGACAUCGAUCCUGCUGAGAAGGAUGCAACUAACCGUGAACAACAGAAUUUUCUUGCCGCCGAAAACUUCGAAAACCGCUACUGCAAGUUGAAAGUUGCCCUGUUGAAACUGCUUCCACCAAAGGAUCCACCCCAGCGCAGCAGUGGAACCCCUGCUGAGCAAGCCACUACUCAUUCCAAGGUGAAGUUGCCGGAAAUAAGCUUACCUGUGUUUAGUGGAAAACUAGGAGAGUGGGUGAUGUUCCGUGAUACUUUCCGCAGCCUAAUCCAUCAAAACGGGCAGUUGAAUCCGAUGGAUAAAUUUACCUACCUGAGGACGUCGCUUACGGGAGAUGCUCUGAAGGAAAUCAACACCAUCGAACUCUCGGCUGCCAACUAUGAGGUUGCGUGGAAGGUUCUCCAAGAACGCUAUGAAAACAAGAAGCUGAUCGUUAAAGCGUAUUUGGAUGCGCUGUUUUCACUGGAGCCACUCAAGAAGGAGUCGUACGACGGACUGAAUCACCUCGUCAGCGAGUUCGAAAAGAACUUGCAGAUGUUGGACAAGGUAGGCGAGCAAACAGCCCAGUGGAGUACUAUUCUCGCCUACAUGCUUUGUGCCCGGAUGGAUACAGCGACGUUGCGUUUAUGGGAAGCGCACCAUAAUUCCAAAAACGUGCCGAAAUACCAGGAUUUGGUAACUUUCCUUCGCAAUCAGUGUUCCGUCCUGCAGUCAAUAGCUCCGUCGAAGUCUACCAGUUCCGAUCAACGCCAGUCGAAGAUUGCUGUGUGCCACGCUGUGGUGAAGAUGUCCAACAAAUGUCCAUUUUGUGGCGAGUCUUGGCAUUCUCCAUUUCACUGUACCAAGUUCCAGAAAAUGAAGGUCACGGAGCGCAACGAAGCGGUGAUGAAGAGCAAGCUGUGUCGGAACUGCCUGCAUCCUGGUCAUUUCUCUAGGACGUGCGAUAAAGGUGUCUGUCACCACUGCCGGCAGAAACACCACACCAUGCUGCACUUCACCCCGGUAAGAUCCUCCGUUCCACCCGCGCAGACGAGAAAUCAAGAAGCCAGCCCACAACAACGUCAACCACAAUCAAACCCACAGCAACCGAACCAACAAGCACACACUCAGUCAAACAAUGCACCCACACACACUGCCAACUCACAAAUCAAUAGACCACAGCCAAGCACAAGUCAACCCAACACAAGCCACAACUACGUUGCACUACCCAAAACACCUGCCCACAACAUUCUUUUGUCAACGGCACUCGUACGAGUCAAAGACCGUUUUGGAAACAUUAUGCUUGCUCGAGCUUUGUUGGAUUCUUGCUCCCAACAUUGUCUCAUGACUAGGGAGUUCUCGAACAAGCUCAAGUUCCGAGUCUCCCCCACAUUCUUAUCAGUGCAAGGCAUUGGGUCUGCACAGAGUGUGUCUACCAAGCGAGUGAGCGCAGAAGUUUCUCCAAGGUCGCGAAUGAUUUCUCCGUUCGAAGAAGAGAUGCAGUUUUUCGUCUUGCCGAAGCUGACUGUUUCGCUGCCGACCUCCAGUUUCAACCCAUCGGAAUGGAACCUUCCUGAGUCGACGUUCAUGGCGGAUCCAGACUUCUACGAAUCUGGGCCGGUGGAUGUGAUAAUCGGGGCGGAGUACUACCUGGAUUUGUUGGCCGAUGGACGGCUGAAAGCGACGGAGAAUGGACCUACACUGCAGAACACUGUUUUCGGCUGGAUCGUUUCUGGCCGAGUUCCGGAUAUCCCAAUCAACGAACCACGUUCCGUAGUCAACGUUUGUUCUACAACGGAGUUGCAAGACCAGCUAACUAAAUUCUGGGAGAUUGAAACCUGUCGUACGGUCAGCAAUCAUUCCGUGGAAGAAUCUGCUUGCGAGGAGAUUUUUGCGAAAACGACAGUGCGCGACGAAACUGGGCGAUUCAUCGUUACACUACCGAAGAAAGAUUAUCUCGUCGAGAGACUAGGCGAAUCAAGAUCCAUUGCCAUUCGACGACUGAACUGCUUGGAGCGGCGUUUGUCUGUGAACCCGGAAUUGCGAACUCAAUACUCCGACUUCAUCCAAGAAUACCUGGAUAUGGGUCACAUGGUGGAGGUUUCUGAGGACUGUGAAGGAGUUGCAUACUACAUGCCUCAUCAUGCGGUGCUGAAGCCAGAGAGCACAACAACCAAACUACGAGUGGUGUUUGACGCUUCGUGCAAGACCUCAACAGGAGUAUCGCUGAACGAGGCAUUGAUGGUCGGCCCGGUAGUGCAAGAUGAGCUAAUCAACAUAAAUCUCCGAUUCCGUCUUCAUCGUUUUGCUGUCGUUGCGGAUGUGGCGAAAAUGUAUCGCAUGAUAGCUGUUUCUGGUCCCGAUCGAAAGCUGCAGAGGAUCGUGUGGAAGGGCAACACCGACCAAGAAAUUCGAACGUUCGAGUUGGCGACAGUGACGUAUGGAACAGCGUCCGCACCAUAUCUCGCUACUAGAUGUCUGGUGCAAUUAGCAGAGGAGGAAAAGGAAUCCCAUCCCAUGGCAGCAGCCGUUCUGAAGGAAGACUUCUACGUCGAUGACAUGCUGUCAGGAGUCGACGAGAUAGAUGAAGGAAAGCAGUUUGUAGAAGAAAUGGUGGAUUUGAUGCAGUCUGGUGGUUUUACGUUAAGGAAGUGGAAUUCCAACAGCGAGGAAAUAUUACGCCACGUUCCGGAGCAUCUUCGCGAUGAUCGAACAAUUCUCACGCUAGAUUCAAGUGAUUCCACUGUGAAAACGCUAGGGCUACAGUGGGAACCACGAACAGAUGCUUACCGCUUCAGCACUCCGAAGUGGAACGAGUCAGAUGCUGUAACCAAGCGGACAGUUUUGUCGGAUAUCUCCCGUUUGUUCGAUCCGUUGGGAUUGAUCGGUCCAGUCAUCGUUCAAGCAAAACUGUUCGUACAGGAGCUCUGGGAGCGUGAAUGCAGCUGGGACACUCCAUUAAGCGAAGAGUUGAGGGAAAGAUGGCUAGAGUACCGCAGAAACAUGAUCGGCUUGGACGGAAUCACGGUUCCACGUUGGAUUGGAGUCACAAAGUCACUGGAAUCCGUCGAACUACAUGGGUUCUGUGAUGCUUCACGAAAGGCUUACGGCGCGUGCAUUUACAUCCGAACCGUUACAAAUGAUGGUACCGUAGACGUACGGUUGCUUACAGCGAAGUCUCGAGUUGCUCCUCUAGAGAAUCUCAAGAAGAAGAAGAAGUCACUCUCCACUCCACGACUCGAGCUUUCCUCGGCACUGUUACUCGCACAUCUCUACGAGAAGGUUAUCGACAGCAUCCACAUGACCGUGGAAUCGCAUUUCUGGACAGAUUCGACAAUUGUGAAAUACUGGUUAGCGUCAGUCCCCUCCAGAUGGAAAGAAUUCGUCAGCAACCGUGUAUCGGAGAUCCAGCACGUCACCAAGGCCGGGACCUGGAAUCACGUUCCCGGAACAGAGAACCCAGCAGACAUCAUUUCUCGGGGCAUGGCACCCCCACAGCUACAGUACGAGUCCCUCUGGUGGCAUGGACCUCACUGGCUACUCCAAGACCGAGCAAACUGGCCAAAUUCUGAACCAGACACAAGUCAACUUCAGCCGUCGAUUCUGGAGGAAAAGGGAGCUGUUUCGGCACUGUUGCCCAGCGCGGAGCCUAGCGAAAUCUUCAGUCGUCGGUCAUCACUAACAGAUCUUGUGACGCUGGUAGCCUUCCUGCAACGGUUCUGCUUCAAUGCGAGAGCCACAAAUCGGGAGCGUCGCAAGCAAGCUCAUCUUACACUCGCCGAACGUGACGCAGCGCUUCGUUUGCUAGUUUGCCUCGCCCAGAAAGAAUCCUUUCCGCAAGAAUACGCCGAAUUGUCACGUGGUCGUACGGUUCAAGAUUCCUCCCGUAUCGCUUCACUGAAUCCCGAGAUGGUAGAUGGCAUUAUUUGCGUCGGCGGCCGGUUGCGGAACGCCAAGGUUCCUGCAGGCCGGAAACACCCAUAUGUCAUUGAUCAUCGUCAUCCGUUCACCACGCUCGUCAUGGCUGAAUACCAUCAGAAUCUGUUCCACGCGGGCCAACAACUACUAGUGUCGUCUGUUCGUGGAAAAUACUGGCCGACAAAUGCUCGCAAUGUAGCUCGAAAGGUUAUCCACGACUGUGUUCGCUGCUUCCGUGUCAAGCCGAAGAUUCACGAGCAACUGAUGGCGGAUCUUCCGUCAGAGAGGGUUACACCUUGUAGUCCCUUCCAACGCGUCGGCAUUGAUCUGUGUGGACCAUUCCAAAUGAAAUAUCCUCAGCGUUCUGCCCGUCCCGUGAAAUGCUUUGUCGUCGUUUUCGUCUGCCUGGUAACGAAGGCAGCCCACCUGGAAUUGGUAGCUGAUCAAACGUCUCAGGCAUUCCUAGCUUCCCUCAGACGUUUCACGUCACGACGCGGAAGACCGUCUCUCAUCAUGUGUGACAACGGCAGAAAUUUCAUCGGGGCCAAUCGAGAGUUGGCAGAACUGAAGAAGCUCUUCAUCGACCAGCAGUUCCAGAACACCGUGGUCAGAGAAACAGCGAACGACAAUAUAGAGUUUCGUUUUAUCCCCGCCCGCUCCCCAAACUUCGGAGGAUUGUGGGAGAGCGCAGUGAAGUCCUUCAAAACACUGUUGAAACGAACCAUCGGGGCAAAAACCCUGCAGUACGACGAGUUCCAGACACUGCUCACGCAGAUUGAGGCAGUUCUAAACUCUCGCCCGCUCACUCCGGUUAGCAACGACCCCAGUGACUACGAGGCUCUAACACCGGGUCAUUUCCUCAUCCAACGUCCGUUGGCAGCGAUUCCGGAGCCGAACCUUGAUGGCUUACCGGAAAACCGAUUGUCUGCAUGGCAAACCGUGCAGCAUUUUGUGCAACUUUUGUGGAGGAAAUGGUCCACUCAAUAUUUGUCGAACCUGCAUAAUCGCACGAAGUGGACCAAGAAGCGAGACAACGUGAAGGUCGGAACGAUGGUGGUGCUGAAGGACGAGAAUCAACCACCGUUGAGUUGGCUUCUGGGUCGGAUAACAGAGGUACACACCGGAGCAGACGGAAACAUUCGGGUAGUGACUGUUCGAACGAAGGAUGGCUGCUACAAAAGAGCAAUCUCGAAGGUCUGCAUCCUUCCAAUCAGCGACAAUUUCCAAUCGUCAGCAGGGGAGAACUAG
Messenger RNA from Aedes albopictus (Asian tiger mosquito), 5355 nucleotides. RefSeq lists its product as uncharacterized. The record is from RefSeq and is a predicted model, not a curated record. NCBI's taxonomy places the organism in Eukaryota, Metazoa, Arthropoda, Insecta, Diptera, Culicidae. The coding region runs from base 1 to 5355 and encodes 1784 amino acids. The transcript has a single exon. Gene Ontology annotation, molecular function: nucleic acid binding. Gene Ontology annotation, biological process: DNA integration.